Molecule: messenger RNA, 882 nt
Organism: Rhodofomes roseus
Lineage: Eukaryota; Fungi; Basidiomycota; Agaricomycetes; Polyporales; Fomitopsidaceae
Exons: 2
Coding region: 154-834 (226 amino acids)
Source: RefSeq, a predicted model, not a curated record
GCGACCGUCACUCCUGCUCUCACCUAUACCUAAAGCAACUACAGGCUCUCAUCCCGACGCUUCCAGCGCUGCUCAAAAGCAUGCACCGGCAGCGCCCGCCUUGGGACAUCCCAUAAGCCAGCCUACACACGAUAGCCUACAGUACCGCCUCCAAUGAUCGUAAGCUCUUCUCGUGCAGUGCUCACGACGAUCUCCUGUACGUGCACGGUUACGGGGGCGACCUCUGGGCCCGCUAAGUUGGCCGCGUUCUCUCUGGUCGCAUGGAGGUUGCGACCUCUAGAUCCGCGAAGACCCAAGCGAGCCCACUCAUCCUUACGGCCGUCCACCUACAGUCGGCGGUCCCAGCUCGAUGCCCAAGAAGAAGGCAUCAGUCAAUGCAUAUCCUACAUCGGAGUCGACGUCGUCCCUCUCUUCGUCAAGCAUGGUCUGCCUGCGCCGGAGCCGCCUGCAUCAGAUCCGGAUGUACGACGCCUUCAUGUGCGCAUGAUGCCUUCCGAGUCUGUGUUAGUCUCCUCGAGCCCCUCGAGCCUCCCCCGGCUCCUGGGCGACUUGGAGAGGCUCUCCUCUCGUAUGACCCGAGUCAUGGGUCAUCACGAGCAUCGUCUGCUUGUUCCGAAAGAGCUGCGUACCCCAGUGGAAACGCUUGCACGGACCUCAACGAAACCAGUGCUCACCGAGGGCCGUUCUCGCGGAGAAGGGCGGGGCAGGCGCCGUGCGUACAACAUCAGCCGCAAGGGUGCGUCCGCCUCUGCCAUUGCCAUUUUGUGUGUGGUGCCUAACGUCAUCACAACGUUCUCGCAGACACGGAAUAGAGGUCGUGCCGCGCACCGCUAAGAUAAUGUUCACUCUGUCGAGGAAGCUUACGCCAGAGGGUGCAACUUG